GAUAAUAUUUACUUCCUCCGCGAGGCAAGCUCUAGUAGUACAGUAAGUGAUCUCCAGAUGCAAGCAGGCUUCUGCUUUGCAGAGUGCAAGAUAGGGGCACAGAAAGAGAGAGGGAUGAAUUCUUACUUAGAGUAUAUUUCCAGUGGCAAUGUUCUAGCCUUCUCUCCCAAGUUCUGUCAUUCAGAUCAUCGUUCAGUUUCUUUACAGUCUUAUGCCUAUGGAGGAGAUAACUGUACAACCUUGCAGAGAGAUAUGCAACCAUCAACUCAUCACCGUCCUUUUCACCGAACCGUACCUUCACCUUUUGCUCCAGGAGGCCUUGAGUUUUCUUACGAUUCCCAUCCACCUGCGGAAUGUAAUUUGCCUUAUGGUUCAGGGUACGAGUUCAGAUACGGAUCCGGUUGUCAAGAUGGAGACACCAGCGGGGGACUGAGUUCGUAUUCUCCGUCUUCUGUUUACUCGGGAAAUGGAUCCAUUCCGUUCGGUGAACACGUUGAUUACAGUUCAGCCAUCAGCGAGCUGGACCAGUUUGCACACUUUAAUAAAAAGCAUCAAGACUGUUAUACAGGGAUAUACCCAAACUCUUCACUUCCUCAAGGUUGCCACCUUGCACUUGAUUCUGCGCCUGAUGACGCGCUUGGACAUAUGUUCGAGUGGAUGAAGGUUAAAAGAAACCCUCCCAAAACAAAUAAACAAACAGAAUAUGGAACAUACGGCCCUUCAAGCACAAUGCGUACAAAUUUCACUACAAAACAACUCACAGAACUGGAAAAGGAAUUUCAUUUCAAUAAAUACUUGACAAGAGCAAGGCGAGUAGAAAUUGCAAACUCGCUUCACCUCAGUGAGACACAGGUUAAAAUCUGGUUUCAAAACAGAAGGAUGAAACAAAAGAAAAGGGAACGAGAAGGCUUUCUAACUAGCACUUCACCUAAGAGUUCAACUAAGCAUUCACCUACGUCAGCUGUUCAGUCAAGAGACACUUCCCCAAUUCCUUCCCCGUUAACAGAGAAUCCCAAAGAAGCAUAAAAUGGCAAAUACCUACUGCUGUACACAUGUGUCUUCGUACUCUAUUUGAUAGGAUAAAAAAGGGAUAAAAACACCAAAGAGUAUCUGCAUUGCAGAAUGUUAAAAAUUUCAGGUGUCUGAAACAAAAUACAGGGAAUUUGGUGUACCUCUAAUACGAAUGGAUUUAUAUAAAGAAAGCAUUUUCUGUUUGCACUGUCAAAGUUUUUAUAUAUUUUAUUAGCAUCUGUUGUGUUUUAUCAAUUGUUUCCAAGUAUUGUCUGUUGUACAAAGCCUUCGAGACUCAACAGGUUUAAUUCAAUACUUGUGUGGGUUUUUAAAGUGUGAUGCAAAAAUCAAAUCAGGGCAGCUUAAACUAUAUUUAUACAAGUUAUGCUUGAACAUCGUAGUGGUACUAUGUGUCUCUGUUGUGUGUGUGUGUGUGCGCGCGCAACACAGGUACACGCAAAUAUUAUAUUGUUACCUUCCCGUGUAUGAAAACUGCAUAACAUAUGAGCGCCAUAAGAUAAGCGUGGAUGUGGAACCGUUAACAAAAAAGUUUGUUUUGUCUCUGCAUCAAACCGCAGGAUUUGGCAAACAUUUCAAUCUCCAUACUUUCAGCGGAUAUCCCUGUGGACUUAGCAAUAGUUGGAAGGAUAAAGUGUCUUGCUCAUUUAAGAAGUCAAAGGCUUAUGUAUGCACUAUGUAUAGACAAGUUGUCAUCAUGUCAGUUAUAAAGAAAAAAAGUUUAAGGUUACCACAAGAUGUUGUAUUAUUUAUUACAGAUCAAGACAGGUUUUGUGGAAUUACCCAAACGGUUGCAAUGCUUUGGACUUUUUUCAUUCCUAGACCCAUUUGGGGAUACUAGUGAUAAGGGGGCAAUCUAUCAGGGAUGUUUUCCACAGAGGGAAAACAGUUCAGUUCCAGUACUGUGUUAAAUAAUUCAGCCCCUCGUGAAUGCAGAGGUUCAAGAAAAAAAGAGGCUUUUUGAUGCUCUAUUUUAAUCACCAGUGUGAAUGUAAUUUAUGCACAAUGAUUACUGACGGUGGAUAAAUAAGCCAUAUAAGCUGUUUUGUAACAAGGUGCCUAAAUGUUGCAUUCGGUAUGUUUAAUGUUUUACUUAAAGCAUCAGGGAUUUGUGUUCUAUUUAUUUUCUGUGACAAAACGCUGCAUGGCAGCUGCAAACUGUUAAAACGUUACAUUGCUGUUUCGGUCUGUUGUGUUGCAUUUUUACAUUUUUUUA
Messenger RNA from Protopterus annectens (West African lungfish), 2245 nucleotides. RefSeq names its product homeobox D1 (gene HOXD1). The transcript has 2 exons. Bases 58 to 1026 code for a protein of 322 amino acids. Lineage: Eukaryota; Metazoa; Chordata; Ceratodontiformes; Protopteridae. Gene Ontology annotation, biological process: regulation of transcription by RNA polymerase II. Gene Ontology annotation, molecular function: DNA-binding transcription factor activity, RNA polymerase II-specific; RNA polymerase II cis-regulatory region sequence-specific DNA binding. Gene Ontology annotation, cellular component: nucleus. The record is from RefSeq and is a predicted model, not a curated record.